AUUUUAUUUAGUUACAAUUUAUCAGUCGGCGAAUAUUGUUCAAUUUUAUUUGAACGGUGAUUGCAUUUUAUCGCGAUUUUAUUGAAACAAAAAAUCAUCUACUUAAAAAAUCAAACAAACGGCGAAUAAAAAUGUCUGAACAAAAAAUAAGAGGUCCGCUACAUGGUAUCAACAGUCAUUGCAAAGUAUGUGGAGACCGAGCGAGCGGGAAGCAUUAUGGUGUACCUUCAUGCGACGGCUGUCGUGGCUUCUUCAAACGAAGUAUUCGCCGUAGAAAUUUGGAAUACACGUGCAAGGAAGGUGGAAAAUGCAUAGUCGAUGUAUCGCGCCGGAAUCAAUGCCAAGCGUGUCGUUUUGCAAAGUGUAUUGCAGCAAACAUGCGACCUGAAGCCGUUCAGCAUGAACGUGCCCCACGAUCUUGUGUACCAAAUUCGCAUUUGGCCGGUGGACUGGGAGCGGUGCAUCGUGCAUUUUCACCGAUACAACACAUGCCAUUUCCACACCAUCAAUACCACAAUGGUUUGAUACUACCGAUGCCGCUUCACAUGUCAUCAGCAUUUUCAACAUUGGACUCACAAUUACCGCGACAUUAUCCACAUUUAAGUGCUUUUGACUCAUUACAUUUUGCCACUUCGAAUGGUGGUUUACUGUCAACGUCGUUGCCACCACCACCGCCGCCGCCGCUUAUUUCAGCAAAUACAACAUUGCAAACAAAAUCGGUUUUGGACGCAAAUCCGUACUUGAAUCGAUACGUAUCGUCAAAGAAUGAAUCGGAACUGAGUCCACGAAGGCCAAGUCCAUUUACUGUACCGUUACUGUUGAAAUCGACCAAAGACAUAACUGGAAAAGAGGAUGAAGUUAGUAGCUCAGAGGAGAUUUUGCCGGCAACAACAUCAUCAGUACCAAUCACACAAGAAGUCAUCUUUGAAUCGGCCGCAAAGCUACUGUUUUUAGCUGUGCGAUGGGCAAAAACCAUCCCAUCAUUUGCUCAACUCAAUGUAAAUGAUCAAAAUUUAUUGCUUGAAGAGAGUUGGGCUGAAUUAUUUGUUAUAAUGUCGGCACAAUACGGAUUACCAAUUCAAAAUCUGAUGAUUCCGUCAAACGAAAUGGUAAUUCAUAAAUUAUACAAAGCGAUUCAUCAAAUUUUGCUCUUGCGACUGAAUCACACCGAAAUAGCGUGCCUAAAAACGCUAAUUUUAUUUCGACCGGAUUGUGUUGGACUAACAUCCACAUACGAAAUCGCCAUACUACAAGACGAAUCGUUGAAAUUAUUAUCGGAAUCAUGUGGUGGUGGUGCUACGCGUAUGGGUCAUAUUUUAUUGACGCUACCAUAUAUCCGUUCAGCAGCCGAUCGAAAGGUUAUUCAGGAAUUGUUGUUCAAGAAAACGGUCGGCGAAGUUGCAAUCGAAAAGCUUCUAUGUGAAUUAAUACGAAAUUAGAUUUUUUUUACACACGCAAGUCAUUUUCAUACCACACAACCAAAAUUAAUAAGUAAUUUUUCAA
This is a messenger RNA of Contarinia nasturtii (swede midge), 1503 nucleotides long. Its product is annotated as retinoic acid receptor RXR-alpha-B-like. Gene Ontology annotation, molecular function: RNA polymerase II cis-regulatory region sequence-specific DNA binding; zinc ion binding; nuclear receptor activity. Lineage: Eukaryota; Metazoa; Arthropoda; Insecta; Diptera; Cecidomyiidae. The transcript is spliced from 7 exons. The coding region runs from base 132 to 1439 and encodes 435 amino acids. The record is from RefSeq and is a predicted model, not a curated record. Gene Ontology annotation, biological process: regulation of transcription by RNA polymerase II; anatomical structure development; cell differentiation.